This is a messenger RNA of Colletotrichum aenigma, 933 nucleotides long. Its product is annotated as 3-beta-hydroxycholanate 3-dehydrogenase (NAD(+)) 2. Gene Ontology annotation, cellular component: cytoplasm. Lineage: Eukaryota; Fungi; Ascomycota; Sordariomycetes; Glomerellales; Glomerellaceae. The transcript has 3 exons. The record is from RefSeq and is a predicted model, not a curated record. Gene Ontology annotation, molecular function: oxidoreductase activity, acting on the CH-OH group of donors, NAD or NADP as acceptor. Bases 1 to 933 code for a protein of 310 amino acids.
AUGUCUACAUACGAUGUCAAGGGCAAAUUCGCCAUUGUUACUGGCGGAGGCUCAGGCAUCAACCAUGUCUUCGCGCAGAUGCUGCUGGAAGCCGGCUGCUCGGUGAUCCUCGCAGAUCUCAAGCUCACACCCAAUGCCGAAGCCACGGUGCAGAAGUACACCAAGGAAAGUGUCAGCUCCAACGGCGCCUACGCCAUCUUUCACGAGACGGACCUCGUCGACUGGAGUCAGAUCAACUCCUUGUGGGAGACAGCACUUAAGACAUUUCCUCAGAUCGACAUCGUAUGCAAUGGAGCAGGGCUUUAUGAGCCGCCUUCAAGCUCCUUCUGGACCCUCCCCGGCGUCUCUCCUUUAGCGGGAGACGACGCCAAUGCCAAGAUCGGCCAGUACAAGACUUUCAGCGUCAAUGCCAUCGCGCCGGUCCGCUUGGCCCAGAUCGCCAUCGACUACUGGCUCCAGAACCGCAACAUUCAAGGCAACCUUAUCUGGGUGGCUAGUCUGGGCGCAUAUGUCCACUCGGUUCACACACCAAUGUACUUCGCCAGUAAAGCCGCUUCCAUCAGCAUGGUGAAGAGUCUUGGCCGGCUCCACAAGGAAGUCGGAAUCAGAGUCGCGGCCGUCUGUCCCGGAGCGACCUACACCGAGAUCUUCCAGCCCGAGUACUGUCGCGACCGGAUCCGUCCUGAUGAUCUUACCAUGACGCCACAGCAACUUGCGGGUGUCAUGAUGCGUGUGCUCACGGAGCCAGAGUUCGGUGAUGGCAACAUCAUCGAGGCUAUGAUGCUGGGAAACAAGAAGGAAUCGUCAUUGGGAGUACGAGAGGUGCCAAUGCAUUUGCUCUACCCGUCUUGUGGGGCUGGUGAGGACCAUCAUCUGGUGGAGGAGGAAGAGAAAAUGGUGAAGAACCUCAAGGAACAUGGGAUGCGCGGCUAA